GAUUCAAAUAUUUAAACAAUUCAACCGAUUUCGUAUUCUUGUCUGUGGUGGUGAUGGUUCAAUUGGCUGGGUGAUGAAAGAAGUAGACAACACUAAUCUUACAAACAAGGUUCAGAUAGGAGUUCUUCCUCUGGGUACAGGAAAUGAUUUAUCAAGAGUUCUUGGUUGGGGAACUUCAUUUGCUGAUGAUAAUUCCCUUCCACAGUUCUUGCAACAUCUAGAAAGAGCCAAAGCUUUGAUGCUUGACAGGUGGAGUAUUAUGACACAGGAAUGUAACCCAACUUUACCACCUUCAAGGUCUUCCUCAACAGAAACCUUAGAUGCUCCU
Exaiptasia diaphana is the source of this 328-nucleotide messenger RNA. Its product is annotated as diacylglycerol kinase eta. The annotation marks the transcript as partial. Lineage: Eukaryota; Metazoa; Cnidaria; Anthozoa; Actiniaria; Aiptasiidae. Gene Ontology annotation, biological process: diacylglycerol metabolic process; intracellular signal transduction; lipid phosphorylation. Gene Ontology annotation, molecular function: ATP-dependent diacylglycerol kinase activity. The record is from RefSeq and is a predicted model, not a curated record. The transcript is spliced from 3 exons.